This is a messenger RNA of Cottoperca gobio, 5373 nucleotides long. RefSeq names its product protein MTSS 1-like. Bases 467 to 3070 code for a protein of 867 amino acids. Gene Ontology annotation, cellular component: actin cytoskeleton; cytoplasmic side of plasma membrane. Gene Ontology annotation, biological process: positive regulation of actin filament bundle assembly; adherens junction maintenance; plasma membrane organization. Gene Ontology annotation, molecular function: actin binding; phospholipid binding. The transcript is spliced from 16 exons. Lineage: Eukaryota; Metazoa; Chordata; Actinopteri; Perciformes; Bovichtidae. The record is from RefSeq and is a predicted model, not a curated record.
UCUAGUCUGGUUGUUUUCUCUCACACUCAGAGCUGAGAAGGCAGUAAGAUCACCCGUGAGUGUCGGCAUUUACCUGUCAAUACACGGAAUAACAUUACCAGUUUAGCAUUGGGAUUAUUUCUAGUUUCGACUAGCAAAUUGCAAAAGCUUAUCUUCACGGUCCAGCCAUGGGUUUGAACGGGGCGGCGUGGCAGGGAGAGGGGGAUUUAAAUGUCUCUUUCGUCCCAACAGCUUCUUUUGAUUUGAAGUAAACGGUGCACCCGAGCAGAAUUGAGCUGUGUUUCUUUACACGUUACACUGAGAUACAAGUUGUUGUUCGUCAAUUACGGAACAGCAGAAUCUUUACACACGUGGUUUGUUAGUUUUUGUUUAUAAUUGUGGAGUAUUUAGUUUUCCUGGAGAGCGGAGGUGGCGAACUGAAAGCGACUCACCGAGUCGGGACUGACCACUGGAGUUGGUCCUGAAAAUGGAGGCUGUUAUCGAGAAGGAAUGCAGCGCGCUUGGAGGACUUUUCCAAACUGUUAUCGGAGACAUGAAGAGCAGCUACCCUAUCUGGGAGGACUUUAUCACCAAGGCCGGCAAACUACAGUCCCAACUCAGGGCGACAGUGGUUGCUGUGGCGGCUUUCCUGGAUGCCUUUCAGAAAGUGGCCGACCUGGCUACCAACUCACGAGGUGGGACCAAAGACAUUGGAUCAGCGUUGACCAGGAUGUGUAUGAGACAUCGCAGCAUAGAAUCUAAACUAAAACAGUUCUCCAUGGCCUUCCUGGAGGGUUUGAUCAGCCCUCUACAAGAACAGGUGGAGGAGUGGAAAAGAGGAGUCAACACUUUGGACAAGGACCAUGCUAAAGAGUAUAAAAGAGCCCGGCAGGAAAUAAAGAAGAAGUCCUCGGACACACUGAAACUUCAGAAGAAAGCAAAGAAAGGUCGAGGUGAUAUCCAACCCCAGUUGGACAGUGCCAUGCAGGAUGUCAGUGACAAAUACAUUCUGCUGGAGGAGACAGAGAAGCAGGCCCUGAGGAAGGCUCUUAUAGAGGACAGACAGAGGUUCUGCUGGUUCGUAGCCAUGCUGCGGCCUGUAGUGGAUGAGGAGAUUUCUAUGUUGGGAGAGGUCACCCAUCUCCAGGCUAUCUCUGAUGACCUCAAAGCCCUGACCUCUGACCCGCACAAGCUUCCCCCUGCUAGUGAACAGGUGAUCUCGGACCUUAAGGGCUCAGACUAUGGUUGGUCAUAUCAAACGCCGCCCUCAUCCCCCAGCACCACUACGUCCAGGAAGUCUAGCAUGUGCAGUAGUCUGAACAGUGUUAACAGUAGUGACUCCAGGGGAUCCAGUGGCUCUCACUCUCAUUCUCCUUCCUCCUCUUCUUCCUCCUCUUCCUCACACCACCUCUUCCACCACCAUCACCCCUGCCAUCGGUACCGUAGCUCCACGCUACCCCAGCAGGCCCCAGCCCGGCUCUCCAGCAUUUCCUCCCACGACUCGGGCUUCAUUUCUUCAUCACACGACCAAUACACAUCGUCCAAAUCAUCCUCGCCCAUGGCAGCUGAAACAAAGCCUUGUCCCAGUUCCAGGUCCUCUGAGGUAUCAGAGACUGGGCAGCUCCACAGUGACUGCAGCUCCCCCUCUCCUCUAGCUGCUGCUAGUGCACCUCAGCACGAUACUGACAAGUUGUCCAAUGGUUUUGACCACUACAGUCCGGCUCAUUCCCCCUACAUGCAUAGCAACGGGGGGAGUUUGGGUUCAGGGUCAGGCACCGCCUUCCCCUUCUUCCCUCCUUCCUCCUCAUCCUGCACCACCUCCUCCUGCCCCACUCGCUCAUGGUCACGUCCCGCCUCAGCCUUGCUGCCAGACCACCCUCAAAACUGCACGUUGGGCUCCCCCAUGGUGCCUUCAUCACGAGUCCCCAGCUGGAAGGACUGGGCUAAGCCGGGCCCUUAUGACCAGCCCAUGGUCAACACACUGAGGAGGAAGAAAGACAAGGGUCCCCCAGCUGUAGUGGACAUUAAUAGUAGUGUGAGUAACGGUAGCAGCCCGGCCAUGACCUCGACCGCAGCACCAGCUACACUACAAACCUCAGUGGAGGAGAAGAACAGAACUGUGGCUGCACCUCUCAAGGCUGGUGAUAUUGAGGCCCAUGAGGAACUGGCUCUGGCCUUAACCAGAGGUCUGGAGCUGGACACCCAGAGGUCCAGUAGAGACUCCAUCCAGUGUUCCAGCGGCUACAGCACACAGACCAACACACCCUGCUGCUCUGAAGACACAAUACCUUCACAAGUAUCAGACUAUGAUUAUUUCUCAAUGGCCGGAGAUCAGGAGCCUGAGCAGCAGCACUCUGACUUUGACAAGUCCUCCACCAUCCCCAGAAACAGUGACAUCAGUCAGUCCUACCGACUCAUGUUCCAGAGCAAACGGCCGGCCUCCACCGCCGGCCUGCCCAGCACUCAGGCUCCUUACUAUGGACAGGGGGCUUACUCUGCAGGGCCCUAUCCCCCAACACCGAUCCACACUGGGGCUUAUCCUCCUACACCGACAGGCCCGUGUUCAGGUCAGGGAUGUUAUUCUGGAUCCAGCUCCCAUAAUGCCUCUGGGUCCUAUUCUACAGGCCACGGUCCAGUUAUUGUCACCCCUGGGGUUGCCACAAUCCGCCGCACCCCCUCUUCAAAACCUUCCGCCCGCCGGUCAGGCUCAGUUGUGGGCACAGGCCCCAUCCCCAUUCGUACACCUGUCAUUCCAGUAAAAAUCCCUACGGUGCCCAAUAUGUCUGCAGCAGUUAAUGGGAGCAGGGCUGCAGAGGAGAGGGGACGAGGAAGAGAAGAAGAAAGCCCAACAUAUGCAGGAGGGGACAGUGCUGGCACGCUGCCUGUGAUGUCCUGGAGCGGUCAGGCUACAACCAAUCCUCCCACUGUACCCCUGCCCAACCUGCAGCAGCUUCACAGUGAGAUGGGGCUGGAAGGAGGAGGAGAGGAGGCAGGAGAAGAGUUGGAAGGCAACAUGCUGUUGGCCAUCCGCAAGGGGGUGAAGCUCAAGAGAACCCUCACUAAUGACCGCUCCGCACCACGCAUCGCAUGAUGACGUGACACAAGAGCUUGUGUCACAGAAAUGAGGCUCUCCCUUCAUUGUGUUUGUAAAAUGAGGUCAAAGGCUUCAGAAAAAACAUUGCUGAUAGAAAUGUGAUGUUCAGAAUCAAAAGGCUUCUUACUCUAGUAUGAGAAAUGUAUUACACCUGUUCUACAUGUAGCGUUUCUCAUUGUGUAAACUAUCAUCUGUGGGAAUCCCUCACUGCAGAAGCCAUCUAUAAUGAUUCAAUAUUGAUAUGCUAUUGUUCAGGUUCACUCUUUCUGAUUUGGCUUAUGAUGCCUCAGAAAAUGUGUCGAGCUCGGUUGGUUAAAUUAUUGAUUUGGACCUAAAAUGGAUCACAGGCCCACUCGUGAUAGAGCCUUGUAAAAGUCCAGUUAUUAUACGAGCCACUACGAGUGCAAGGUGAGACCUCAUUUCUUACAUAGUUCCUGGAAUAAAGGUUUUCGCCGUAAACACCAACAAGUUUUUUUGCAACUCCAAGCCCACAGCUGUGUAAUGACAUAUGGAUGUAGCAUUACACCACAGCACGUUCACCAAGAGGACAGUAAAGACAUAUUCUACACACAUGUAUCCAGUAUUCUUCCUGAAGCAGAGGGAUAGACGAGGACAAUGCGUCUGCCUUCUCAGUGUAAAAAGACACUGUGUAUAAUAUAUGUAAACUCAUUGUUCAGGGAGUGCGUUGUACCAUGGUGGGACAAAUAAGCAUUCUAACUGCGCGGUGACUUUGCCGGAGGAGCGCAAUCACCAAUGUAAGUACUUCACAGCAUCAAGAGAGCAAUAUUCAGACACGCUUGAAAGCAGUGGCUCCAGUGGUCGGCUUUGGUUUGCACCAUUCGCAUCGCUUGAAUUAAAUUGACUGCUUACUCGGAGGGACGCCCUGAUGGCUGCAGAAAGGUGCUGUGUUGUCAAAGCUGUCGUCCACUCACACAUGCUUCAAUAUGACGUCAGCAGAGCCAACAAGGACAGGUGUAUGACCAAUGCAGAGUAUUAGCACCCAGCUUUGUGUCGCAGCCUGAGCUUCAUCAAAGUUGUAGGAGACUACAGCGCGACUAAAGCGUCGCAUGGUUGUUGCCUUGACAUUAACAGACACUACGGGGUUGCGUCCUGUUCUAGUUGUUUUAGUAUUUACAUGAUUUGUAAAUAAUUGUGCACGUCUCUGUUGGUGCUUCUCACUCUCUGUAUUUCCUUGUACUCGUCCACGGUGCCACAAUCACAAAGUUUCACAGCUCUCAACCCCGAUGCUUAUCGAUUUAAUGUAAUGAUCAGCAAACCCCAUGACCUUUGGGAUAUGAAUUCAUUUUAUUCUUCAUAAUUAUUUUUCCAGUAUGAAUUCAUCAUUUAAUCUGCAAUAUCUACAUGCUGAGCUUUGUAGAACUCCUCAGUGGUUUGUGUUCAUAUAUUAGCAUUUAUAUAUUAGCCCCUUUCUUUUUCGUAGCAUUUAUUAGCCAUACUACAACAUACCUAAAAAAAUGUCAAAGAACAGAUGUGCCAUUUCAAAACUCAACGUUAAAUCAAAAUCUAUAUAUAUAUAUAUUAUUAAACAUUUUAUAGAAGCUAAGGAGGACAAAUAUGUGUUGAUGUUUUUGAAAGUUCUGAGUAGAAAGCUGUUAAUGGUAAUGCCGUACGGUUAUUCUGUCUGAUUGCUGUUAUAUUGAACUCUUUGUUGUCUUCUUUGAGACGCAUGUAGCGUGCAUGCUCUUGUCCUUUUCCAUUCAUUAGGUUUUCAUCUCCAAUUAUGAUGUUUCAAGUUUUUGCAAUAGCAUCAACGGUUACAAGUCCAUUACGUACAGAUUGUGUUACCCUAAAAAUUAGGAAACUGCAUUAAAUUCCGUUGUAUUAUUUAAGAAAUACAUCAUCAUAGGAGGUACAAUUUCAAAUAUUGUUUUUUUCUUUUUAUCUAGACAAUAAGAUGUUUUGGAGAUAUGAGGCUUCAGACUGCAGCAUUGUAAGACUAUAGGCUGAAACCAAUUAGUAUCCCUGAGUCAUAGUUUGUAUUUUAAUUUUCAGUUCAGUUCGAGCACUGUGAGACCAUGGCUACUACAAGAUGUAUGCAACUGUAAAUGUUAUUAAGCUAUACAGGUUAGUCCAAGAACUCACAUUUUUUAUUUAUUUUAUUCUUCUCAGUCUUUAAAUCUCUGUUGUUCUCAACCUAUUUUUAUACGUAUAUAAAAUAUCGGAGUAUUAGAUUUGUGUACUCUAUCCAUGCAUGUACUAUCUGAUGAUGUGUUGUUUCAUCAGUGAAAUGUUCUCAUGACCGUCCUGCUACGAUUCAUUAAAGUCCCUUAUUUCACGCA